Molecule: messenger RNA, 1560 nt
Organism: Symbiodinium sp. CCMP2456
Lineage: Eukaryota; Dinophyceae; Suessiales; Symbiodiniaceae
Source: the annotation of a GenBank genome assembly
AUGGCAUUAGUGGGCCUGCAGCUUGACGAUUCGGCGACGAAUGCGCUGUCUGGUCUGCCUGUGGAAGCGGCGAUUGAGUUCCUCGAUGUGGUGGCCAGGAAGGCAGCCACUGGACAUCUUAAAGAUCCUUCCAAUUAUGUCUGCGCGACCAUUGCGAGAGGCUAUGUUCCCCAGGCUAAGUUGCCAUCGUGGCAUGGGCAGGCGAGCUUCGAGGCUCCACCACCUGCAAACGCUGUGGUGCUGGACACGGAUGUGGCGGCAUCGCGGUUACAGUCCACUGUUGGCAUGAGGAAAGCCGAGCAGGCUGGCAUAGACCUCAACCAUGAUGCUCUCAAUGCUCUGUUGCGGCUGCCCACGCAGCAUGCCUCGCAGCUGCUUGAGCAGGUUGUUGAGAAGAAAGGGACCAUAAGAGACUUGUCGAACUAUGUCUGUGCAACUGUGGCGCGGGGUUUCCACCCAAAGGAGUCCGCAGGCACAGUUUGGUCAGGGUUGCCGAGCCCCGGCCCUUGCGCUGAGACUGAAGUUCCAGGCGCCAAAGCAAAGGGCAAGGGUAAAGCCACCAUGGAGAGCAAAGGGAUUGAGCUGGUACUCGGCCUGGUUGAGUGCUCGCGAUUCUGUGAACAAAGAGGUAUGGAAGAUGAGGUUGCGAAUGCAAAGUGGAAUGUGUAUAGCCUGCAGAGGACGCUGGCAGGGGACUUCCCUUUGUCUCCCUGCAUCACUGCCGUGUUGUUCGAUUUUAUGUUCUUCGGAAUGAUCGGUCUUGCUUGGGCAGUCACGCUGGUGACGCAGCCCACUUUCGUGUAUGACAACAACAUUACACGAAUGUUCAAAUCAUACAACGUUUGCAUUGGCUUGGAUUCUUGGCCCGCCCGACCCGUUGCAGCUGCGGCCUUUACGCUGUGUGUGCCGGUGGUCUGUUUGACGGCAGCGCUGCAUGCUUUCAAGGCGCACCAUGACGACGGUGGGCUCAAACUUUUGAGAAAAGGAUGUUUGCUAGUUGGGGCAGCUCUUGGCAAUGCAGCAAUGACCGUCUGCAUUGCUGUGCCGCCAGACGAUUACAUCAAAUGCAUGAUACACACCCUCGGGUUCGCGUUUACUUUGUUUGGCCAAGGCAUCUUCAAGACGGGUCUUAUCGUGGAGUACUGGCUUCUUUGCAAGAAGCACUGGGAUGCAGGAAUCUGGAAUAGAGUGUAUUUCGUCACACUGGUGUCGCAUGCAUGCGUACUUGUGAUGGCGGUCGGCUUCCUGAUCUACCUGCUGCAGUUGAAAGACUACCAUCCCAUUAUUGCUAGGAUACAAGGUGAUCGCAUACCUACCGUGUCAGAGGGUGGUGUGCCGGUGGUUGGUGCUUGGAAGGGCACUUUUCCUUUUACUUGGCCGGUGGCAUAUCUCGUCGAGCCUGAUGGGUCAACAGUUCCCAUCACGACUGAUGGUACUGGGAAUUUCCUGAUGUGUGUCACUUUCCUCGCUCCGAUCAUUGAGGUCCUGACUGUUCCGCGCAAGCUGCUGUCUCCAGGAGUCAGCAUUGCAUAUGCCCCCAUGCGCAACUUAGAUGUUUAA